Molecule: messenger RNA, 1113 nt
Organism: Cyphellophora attinorum
Lineage: Eukaryota; Fungi; Ascomycota; Eurotiomycetes; Chaetothyriales; Cyphellophoraceae
Product: Splicing factor U2AF-associated protein 2
Exons: 5
Coding region: 1-1113 (370 amino acids)
Biological process (GO): mRNA splicing, via spliceosome
Cellular component (GO): U2 snRNP; U2-type spliceosomal complex
Molecular function (GO): RNA binding
Source: RefSeq, a predicted model, not a curated record
AUGGCUGAGAAUGGCAGCGCGGACGACGGUCGACAGACUGGCUUUCCUCAAUCGCCUUCCGCGUUCGGCGAAGAUGAGCGGAUCUCAUGGUCCAAAGUAGACGCGAAAUACGUCCUCGAAACCGAUGAGGGCAAUGAAUACGAGUGGGACGAUGCUCUCAAGCGAUGGGUGGAUCAGGAACUUCUAGACCAACAAGCAGCUAUAUACAGAGUUGAGGGCGUCGACGAGCAUAUACCUGCGGCACAGAACAAGAAGAAGAGGAAGCAGGACGGAGACGAGGACGGCCAGAAGCAGAAGAAGCAAAAAGUCAACUCUGCUUGCUAUGUAACGUCUAUCCCUCUCGAUGCGGACAAGGACGAAAUCAAACAUGUCUUUGGCAAGAUGGGAGUGAUUGCUGAAGAGCUCGAGUCAGGCGAACCACGCAUCAAGAUGUACGAAGACGAGAAAGGUCAAUUCAAGGGUGACGCCCUCGUCGUAUUCUUCCGGCCCGAGUCCGUCGACUUGGCGGUCCAGAUGCUAGACGACACGGAAUUCCGGCUAGGCACUCAAGGUCCAAAUGGGAACAUGCGAGUACAGGCUGCCGAUUUCUCGUACAAGGCUCAACAAGAGGCGCCAGCCAAGAAGAACAAGAAGGAUCUCAAGAGAAUCAUCAAGAAAAGCCAGAAGAUGAACAACAAGCUGGCCGAUUGGGACGAUGACGACCCACAGCAAAUGCCAGAGACAAGCUCCAAGUUCGACAAGGUCGUGAUUCUCAAGCAUAUGUUCACCCCGGCAGAACUUGAGGAGGAUCCGUCUGCCAUUCUCGACAUCAAGGAGGAUAUCAGAGACGAAUGUGCCAAGCUUGGUGCCGUUACCAACGUCAUCCUUUACGACCUCGAGCCUGCAGGCGUAGCAAGUGUCAAGUUCAGCGAUCCAGAUGCGGCCAAGGCUUGUGUUGAGACGAUGAAUGGUCGCUGGUUCGAUGAACGACAACUAGUGGCAUACAUCUCAACCGGCGACGAGAAAUUUAAAAAGUCCAAGGGUAAGUCAAACGUGGUUGGUGGCGAUGAAAGCGACGAGGGUGAAGGCGGUCGAUUGGAUGCCUUUGGGGAGUGGCUUGAGCAGGAGCAAUAA